Molecule: messenger RNA, 1307 nt
Organism: Pistacia vera
Lineage: Eukaryota; Viridiplantae; Streptophyta; Magnoliopsida; Sapindales; Anacardiaceae
Product: UDP-N-acetylenolpyruvoylglucosamine reductase-like
Exons: 4
Coding region: 104-1177 (357 amino acids)
Biological process (GO): cell wall organization
Cellular component (GO): cytosol
Molecular function (GO): UDP-N-acetylmuramate dehydrogenase activity; FAD binding
Source: RefSeq, a predicted model, not a curated record
UAAAAAACAUAGACCGAUUUGAAAUCAAGUUACAGAAAUCCUUUUUCUCCGAUAAAACCCGAAACACAACCACUUCGUGCACUCAAAACCCGAAGACUCUUCCAUGUCCUUCCCUGUCUCUCACAAUCCCCAAGUUUUGCUGCGGCCGUCAAGGAAAACAACUCUCUUACCCUUAAAAUGCAGUGAAAAAACUUACUUGUUGAACAAAAAAGAAGAAACCCAGAAGUGGAAUGGACUGAAAAUCUUUAGAGGAAAGAAACUUCUAAAAGAUCUCAGUACUUGGGGUAUUGGUGGGCCCUGUAAUUACUUUGUCGAAGCUUUUGAUCAAACCCAACUUCUCUCUGCCAUCAGGUAUUGUCAUGAGCAUUCCAUAAGAUAUAUUAUCAUUGGUAGAGGAUCGAAUUGUCUCUUUGAUGAUAUGGGUUUCGAGGGUUGUGUGAUUCUGAACCGAAUCAACUUCUUGGAGAGGAAAGAACCUGGAAUAUACAGAGCUGGAAGUGGUUUCCGAUUUAAUAGUUUGGGGAUGCAAUGUUCCAAUGAAGGAUUCACAGGUCUUGAGUUUGCAGGAGGAAUUCCUGGGACAGUGGGUGGGGCUACUUAUAUGAAUGCUGGAGCGAACGGGCAGGAAUCUGCUGAUGCCAUUGACAGUGUCGAUAUUGUUACAGUUGAAGGAGAGCUCCGGACACUUGACAGAAAUGAUCUCAAGUUUGGCUAUCGAUCAUCAUCAUUUCAAGAUAUGGAAGAUUUAGCAGCCAUUGUUGCAGUCACAUUUAGACUGAAAAAGUUGGGAUCAGCUACGAGAAAGCAACAAGAAUAUUUGGAGAGUAGGAGGAUGACUCAACCUCUGAGAGACCGAACAGCUGGUUCAGUGUUUCGGAAUCCCUCUGAUAUAGGAGUUGCAGCAGCUGAAUUGAUAGAGAAAGCUGGGUUAAAAGGUUUUAGGUUGGGGGGAGCAAUGGUUUCCAAAAUUCAUGCCAACUUCUUCAUAAAUGUCAGCAGCUCAACUUCUCGAGACAUGCUUAAUCUCAUCGAUUUGGUUAAGGACAAGAUUGAUCAGAAGUUUGGGGUUAGACUUAAGGAAGAAGUAGUGUAUUAUCAGCCAUACUGUAACCAUUUGAAUACAAGCGGGGACAAAGUAACAUGUGAUGAAACAUUUAAUGCAAAUAAAAUGAAAUAAUGUUGGUAAAGGAACAACAAAGAUGUAAGAUUCCGAUGAUGGUUGAAGAAAAUAUUUCUUUUGAAAUCAUAAGAUCUUUCAUUUCUCUAAUUUAAGAAUCCAUCAAUGUUAUUGUUUCUGCAUGAGUUGU